AAAUCAGAUGUGGUGGACCGACACCAUCUGGACGACGCAUUAGAGUCAGCGCACACGCCACAGACAAAUGGGGCAAUUGACCUCGGCCAGGACGACGAUGACCUGGCCCAGCACCUGGGCGCAGCGCCGACAGUCACAGACCCAAAGACCGCUGCACUCAUCGCACUGGUCAAUGCGCUGCCCAGUGACGAGAAGAUGGUUGUCUUCUCACAGUUCACCAAGUAUCUUGACGUGGUUGAGGAGGCGUUGUUAGACAGUGGCAUUGAGCCCAUGCGCUUCGAUGGACAGACACGCAUGGCCCAAAGAGGAGUGAUGAUUAAGAAGUUCAACACACAACAAACGGCUAAGGUCAUCCUUAUCUCACUGCAUGCCGGAGGGGCAAUGGAUCGUGUGUACCGGAUUGGGCAAACGCGCGAUGUGCGUGUGCUGCGGUUUGUGCUGGAAGACUCUAUUGAAGAGAAGAUACUUGACUUACAGGAGACCAAGCGUGUUCUUAGUACCGGGGCACUCAACAAACUCUCAGCCGAAGAAACUCGCAAGCUCUUAGUCACCCAACUACGCUCACUCUUCUCUGCCGAGGCCAAGAUCAUCGCCGACUGA
Molecule: messenger RNA, 600 nt
Organism: Sphaeroforma arctica JP610
Lineage: Eukaryota; Ichthyosporea; Ichthyophonida
Exons: 5
Source: RefSeq, a predicted model, not a curated record